Molecule: messenger RNA, 3363 nt
Organism: Trichobilharzia szidati
Lineage: Eukaryota; Metazoa; Platyhelminthes; Trematoda; Strigeidida; Schistosomatidae
Source: the annotation of a GenBank genome assembly
CGCUAAUUCAAGAUAUUCGUCUCAGCGCCACCCUCAAUUUCGUUGAGUGAUGUCUUACCACAAGUUGUGGAGGAAAGCUCAGGAUAAUCCUACAGAGUUUUCUGUGUGGAUAAGCCUUCUUGAUCUUGUUGAGAAACAGCAAAAUAUUGAAUAUGCCAGACAAGCAUUUGGUGCAUUUUUCAAACGUUUCCCAUACUGCUAUGGAUAUUGGAAGAAAUUCGCGGAUAUGGAACGCCAUAAAGGAAAUAAAGAGAAAUGUUUGCAGGUUUAUGAACUUGGGGUAAAAACUAUACCCUUAAGUGUGGACCUGUGGACAGCUUAUUUGGAUGCUGCCACUGAAUAUUACCACACGCAUGAUGACUAUGAAGAUAAAAUGCGUAGUCUAUAUGAAUCUGCUUUGGAUGCUGCUGGACUUGAAUUUCGUUCGGAUGCAUUGUGGGAGCAUUAUAUUAGUUGGGAAAGUGGGCAUAACCGGUUGGUUAAUGCAGCCAACAUAUAUGCUCGUUUAUUGUCAAUUCCUACUCAGCUUUACUUUCAGAACUGGGACAGCUUCAACAAGUUGGUGGAAGAGAAUCGCCCUGAAGACAUUUUGUCCAAAAAUGAAUUUGCAAGUAUGCUUGCUCAGGCUUCACUGGCUUCCGGCAAGCCUAUAUCGCUUGGAAAGCAAUCAGAAGAAGCCCAUGAUGAGCUAGAACCACCCAUUUUGGGUUCUGCAAAACCGAUGAUUGAGAUAACUGACGCUGUUCGAUCAUCGAUACGACAAAUGAUAAUUGAUUCCCGGGAACAAAUUUAUCGGGCAACUUAUAUGCAAAUUAUGCGGCGAUGGUAUUUUGAAGAAAAGAUUCGUCGUCCAUAUUUUCAUGUAAAACCCCUUGAAGAAGUACAACUGAACAAUUGGGCAGAAUAUAUAAGCUUUGAGGAGGCAGAAGCAGCAACUGUAAUAUCUCACAUAAGCGAGCAAAUAAAAUUAACGCAUCAGUUGUCUGGUGAUGAAUUAGAGGAAGCUGUAUCUCAGUCACCUGAAGUAAAACUUGCUAAACGUCGUGUUCGUAUUCUUUAUGAAAGAUGUCUUGUUGCUUGUGCUCUAUACGAACACUUUUGGAUACGUUAUGCAAAAUAUCUAGAGUACAUUGAAAGAGAUAUACCUGCUGCACGUGAAGUUUGGAGACGUGCAUGCAAUACUCACUUACCAUAUAAACCAACAAUUCAUUGGCAUUGGGGUUGCUUUGAGGAUAGACAUCCUGCCAGUUUGGAUAAUCCUCCUAAAUUUGAAGUACUCACUUGCCUAGAUAUACUAACUGAUUUGGAGAAACGUUUAACUGAUAGUGCUCUUGUAUGCUGUAGGAGAGCGGAUGCUUUACGAAGGGCGGGUAAACCUCUAUUCGAUGUCGUUGCUUGUCUUCGCAAUGGUAUUAAUCGUCUUCGAUACCUAGUUCAAGAACAAAAUAAAGUUGCACAAUGUGUUUCUGGAGCUACUGCUUCUCGUACGGUUGCACAGGCGAUAGCCACAGCAUCACAAGCUCGUGCUGGGGCAGGUGUACUUGCUGGUCGUCUAGCUCGAUUGUUUCAUCGAAAUGAACUAUUGUGCUCCGAGGGAAUACCUGUAUGGAUGCUGUUACUCGGUACAAAGUAUGAAGAAGAUGAAGAUGAACCUGCGCUUAUGGAUAUGCCAAAGACCGAAGAAACAAAGAAUAAUGAAAAACAAGAAGAACCAGAAAGUACUACUAAUGGCACAGAUAAGCCGAGUAAAGAGGAGAACUCCCCAGAAGCAGUUAAAAUGGAUGGUGAUGAUGGUGAUAAUGAAGGGGAGGAUGAUGUAGAUGAAACCACAGAGACGGAAGCUGUGGGCAGUGAUCACGAGACUGAUUCUGAAAUUGAAGCUGCAUCAUCAGAUAACGAUGUAACGAUGGAUGAGGAAACAGAUGAAGAGGCCUCACAAAAGCCUGCGAAAAAUAACACAACUAAUAAAGAUGACUAUACGAAUGAGGAUGAGUUGGACGAAUCUGGUUCUCCACCAAUCUUAGUUGUACCUUGUUCACAAAAGAAAAAGAAACAUCAUAAGCGUAAACACAGAGAAGGCAAGAAGUCAAAAAGAAAACAUGGUUCUAGUAAGCGAGCAAAGUUAGAGGAUAAGGGUUCCAGAGAUGGCAAUGGUGAUGGAGAAGGUGAAGUUAAUGAAGGAAAUGGAUCUGAAGAUGAGUCCAAAGCAUCUCCCGAGGUUGAUCAAGCAGCUGAAGAAGAAGAACGUAUACGUGCCCUCCUGAACAAGCGACACAAAGUAAUUGAAAUUCGUGCUCCUUUACCAUCAGAACUCACGGAUGAAGAUCUUGUAGUUAUCUCUGGUGAAGAAGCAGCCAUCAGAGUCCUUAAAGAGGCCAUUGAGUAUGAUCCACGUAAUGAGCGAUUAUAUACUCAAUUACUCGAUAUUAUAUAUCAGCGUAGGCCAGCCGAUAUUGAAGGUUUUAUUGAAGCCUGUAACCUGGCCACAAUUGAUUCAGUUUUACCAGCACAUAUUAAAUUAGCUUUCUGUCAACGGAAGUUACAGUUUUUAGAAGAAUUCGAUACAGACUUAUCCAGGCUUAAUGCUACAUAUGAGGAAUAUAUAACUCUUUGUGAAGCUGUCAAUACUGGUGUUACUGCUUCAGCUGUUGCUCGUGGAUCUAGUCGUCUAAUGACUGGUUAUCAGUUGCCAGAUCUUCUCAAUUUGCCAACAACCUCUCUUAGAGUAAAUGCUGUGAUUGGUGCCAAUCCAUGUGAAAUGUUAGUUUCUGCUACUCCUGUUAGCCGUACACCAUGUUUGAACACCGAUCAGGCUGCAUUGGAAGCAGCUGCUUCAGUUGGUACACCAGCACCUGAUCCAUCUACAGCUGCUGGUUAUUAUACAGCUGGAGCUUAUGAACCACUUGCUGCUGCUCUUGGUAAUACAUCUGGACUCCCACCUGCAAUUCCUACUGGUAUACCUGUUAUGACACCUUCAGUUGCAAUUCUUCCUGGCAUGUCGGAUACAUCAACUUCAGGUGCAACAGAUCCAUAUGCAGCCUACUACUAUACUGCUCCAGCAGGUGUUACUUCUUCUGUUCUUGCACCAGUUGUUGUUCCAAAAGGAGUUGAUAUGAACUUAUCUGCAUCUUUAGCAGUAUCAUCUUCCACAGUUGCCUCAGUAACCACAGCUACAUCAUCAUCAGCAUCAUCAGUAUCUGUUGCACAGUAAAUUGCAGCACAAGGUUGUCUUUUAUACCCUUGUUUAUUUUGUUAAAAAAGACUGCAUUUCCGGUUACAAUUGUUAUAUAUGUUUUCACUGAUUUCCUUUGUUCUUUCUUGCUUUCUUUUUUUUCUCUCGAAUAAAGUGUGGUUUGUUUUGUG